CUCAUCAAUGAUGCAGUUGAUUCGGAGCGCUUUGUGCCUUGUUUUGGCAUCUUCUUGUUUCGCUGUUCCCACGACGCAGCGCACAAAGCAAGACCAUGGUCAAUGCAACCAGACUCAGGUUGUAAUCCUAGGCGCAGGUACGGCUGGCAUUGCUGCUGCUCAGACGCUUUCCAAUUUGUCUAUUAACGACUUCAUUAUUGUCGAAUAUAAUAACGGCAUCGGCGGCCGCCUAACGAACAAAGACUUUGGCGAGAAGAAGAGCGGCGAUGGCCAAUAUACCGUAGAGCUUGGUGCCAAUUGGGUUCAAGGUCUUAGGUCUGUAGAUAGUGGAGAAGACAAUCCGAUCUGGAGACUUGCUCGUAAAUGGAACAUAUCGAACGAAGAAAGCGAUUACUCUUCUAUUAAGACCUACAAUGAGAACGGCGAAGCAGACUUUUCAUCCCUGUUCGAUGAGUUUCAAGAAGCUACAAAUGCUCUCGAGGAUGAUGCUACCGCACUCGCCGAUAAGUACCAAGAUCGUAGUGUGCGAGCGGGUCUGCGCCGUGGUGGUUGGAAUCCUGCGAAAACUGAUUCACCCGCGGGCGCCGUUGCUGUCGAAUAUUUCUCCUGGGAUUUCGAAUCUGCCUCCAACCCAGAAACCAGUUCCCAAGUCUUCGGCGCUAGCUCGCAGGCAUUCGAGAUCAACUACGACAACAUUACGUACCACGAGUACUCGGGUGAGGAUCGAUUCGUCGUUGAUCAGCGAGGAUUCAGGGCUUGGCUAGUUGGCGAGGCUGAUACUUUUCUGACCAAGCAAGACCAUAGACUGGCCCUAAACACGAUCGUCACAAACAUAAGCUAUUCAGAUGCUGGUGUCAUCAUUCGCAACAAAGACGGGAGUUGCAUUCAAGCUGAUUACGCCAUCUGCACGUUUUCUCUCGGUGUGCUUCAGCGAGAGGUUGUGGCCUUCGAUCCUGAGCUCCCUGAUUGGAAGCUGGAUGGCAUCAACUCUUUUGAAUUCAACACGUUUACCAAGAUCUUUUAUCAGUUUGAUGAGGCAUUUUGGCCGAAUGAAACCCAAUUUUUCCUCUACGCAGAUCCAACAACGAGAGGCUACUGGCCGGUCUGGCAGUCGCUGACUCCAAAAGGAUUCUUACCUGGCAGCAACAUCAUUUUCUCGGUCAUGACUGCGGAACAGAGUCAGCGCAUCGAAGCGCAGGACGAUGACGUUACAAUGCAAGAAGGGUUAGACGUCCUACGAAACAUGUUUCCUGAUGCAGAUAUACCUCAACCGAUUGCAUUUUUUUAUCCUCGCUGGAGGGAUACCCCGUGGUCGUAUGGCUCAUACUCCAACUGGCCGCCAGCAACAACUCUAGAAAUGCAUCAGGAUCUGCGUGCGAACGUCUCCGAUCGACUUUUCUUUGCUGGGGAAGCAACAAGUGCGCCGUACUUUGGGUAUCUUCACGGCGCAUGGUUUGAAGGGAUCGAUGCUGGCCAAACAGUUGCAAAGUUGAUACUGGCGAAUGUAUAAAUCCUGUGAGCAUUUGUCCAAAUUCGGUGUCUGUUACCACAGCUUGGGUGCGGUUGAACAUUUGCCUCUCUAGCAACAACGAGCUGCACUGUACGGUUGAGACCAUAAGCCGCAGAUGGGCCGCUUGGUGAAUUGGAUGUGAAGUUAGGUCCCUGUGAGGGCGUUCCUAUCUGGAAGGUGUCGGAAAUAUUACAAUUGGCUAAUGUUUAAAGUCGUCCUAUCCUUUUAAUAGAAAUGCUUUCCAGCUCACGAACCAUCUUUUAUCGGGAUGAGGUCUCGUGAGCAAGAUAAUGCUGUGCUCUAUCUAUGCCGCUUUAAUAGAACUCGAUUCGAAUAUGUAGAAAGUCUGCUCAUAGUAGUUGCUCCGUGAAAAGAUUCAGUAGAUCUUUCAGCCGGUACACAUUUUGCGAGCGCCGCUAU
Aaosphaeria arxii CBS 175.79 is the source of this 1930-nucleotide messenger RNA. RefSeq names its product amine oxidase. NCBI's taxonomy places the organism in Eukaryota, Fungi, Ascomycota, Dothideomycetes, Pleosporales. Gene Ontology annotation, molecular function: oxidoreductase activity. The record is from RefSeq and is a predicted model, not a curated record. Bases 8 to 1510 code for a protein of 500 amino acids. The transcript has 3 exons.